AUGUACAGGGGAAGAGAAGCAAGAAGUGUGAUAGCGUCUCUAAGACGCCCACAUACACUUAGGUCUGCCAGUCCUGCAUUGGCUGGUCUCAGAGCCAAUACAUUUCAUACCACAGCCACGUCACAAACUGAUGGCGUAUUCAAAGGUCUGGCUGAUCAGCGGAAGCCAAUGCCUUGGAUUGAAGCUUUCAAACGACUGCAAGAAGGGAAACCGGCUCAUAAUUCUGAUGACAUACCGAAAGAACGCGACUUGACACCGAGGAAGAUGAGCGACAGCUAUCAUCGCGUCGUGCUACCUCUCAAGAAGGACCCUUGGCUGUCUGAUACAUACGUCAAUUCGUCCGGUCACAUUAGACUUGGAACACUGUUCAUGGAUCUUGAUGCCCUUUCUGGUAUCAUUGUCUACAAGCACACAGGCCCAGGCGUUACCACAGUCACUGCCGCCCUCGACCGAAUCACGAUAGCUCAUCCCCUCACUGAAAUCUGUGAUCUUGAGUAUAGUGGUCAAGUUACGUAUGCCUCUGGUCGAAGUAGUGUCGAGAUUACUUGUAAAGUCGCCAAGGCCCGAGAAGAAGGCGAGCCAAGCAAACCUGAAGACGUCCUUCUCACAUGCACCUUUACCAUGGUAGCCUUGGAUCCCAACACGCGCAAGCCCGUCAACAUUCCUAAGCUCGAGCCCACCAACGAGGAGGAAGAGAAGAUUUUCAAGGCUGGAGAAGCAAAGUCACUGUCCAAGAAGGAGACCUCUAAGGCUUCGCUUCUCCAAACUGAGCCUAAUGAUGCCGAGUCUGCACUAAUCCACCAAAUCUGGCUUCGGCAACUUGCCUACCAUGAUCCGAACAACGAUCUUCGCCAACCACCCAACGUUGUUGCCAUGUCAAAAACACAGCUUUCAACUGCGUCUAUCAUGCAGCCGCAGAAUCGCAAUCGACAUCAGGUCAUGAUAUUUGGUGGAUUCCAUUUGAAGCAGACGUUUGAGCUUGCCUUCUGUUGCGCGGCCAGUUUCGCUCAUGCAAGACCAACCUUCAUCAGUGCGGAUCCCUGUACAUUUCGCAAUCCAGUCCCAAUCGGAAGUGUUCUAUAUUUGACUGCGACUGUUGCUUACACUGACCCUCCUUUAUUGGAAGAAGAUGGCACUGAGCCUGGUUUCCCCGACAAUGAGAACCCUAUGACUCGUGUCCAUGUCCGAGUCGAUAGCAAGGUUCGCGACGUUGAGCAUGGCGUUGCUAAGCCUACUGGCCAGUUCAACUAUACAUUCUCUGUGCCCAAGGAUCUCAAGGUUCUACCUCAUACGUAUGAAGAGUAUAUGGUGUAUAUUGAUGCUAGGAGACGUGUGGCGCUGGCUGACAGUCAGCGAAAGGAGGAGCAGCAGGCUUCCUCGGACAUGAGACCCGAAGCUUCUGAGAAAAACUUGAUUAGAUAA
Fusarium venenatum is the source of this 1422-nucleotide messenger RNA. Its product is annotated as HotDog domain-containing protein. The record is from RefSeq and is a predicted model, not a curated record. Gene Ontology annotation, biological process: acyl-CoA metabolic process. NCBI's taxonomy places the organism in Eukaryota, Fungi, Ascomycota, Sordariomycetes, Hypocreales, Nectriaceae. Gene Ontology annotation, cellular component: mitochondrion. Gene Ontology annotation, molecular function: fatty acyl-CoA hydrolase activity.